AUGGCGGGAUGGGAGAGUAAGGAAAAUGAGGUUUAGUCGUGAGAUACGUGUUGAUGUUUACAAACUAAAAGUUUCAUGGAAUUGCAUGUAGUAUUAGGUAGGUUUUAGAUUAUAAAUCUUGCGAUGGCUCAAGCUAAACAUAAUCUGCCAGAAACAUCUAAUGGUACCUUGAAGGAAAAAGAAAAAGAUAAUAAUGAAGAUAAAGAAGGUUCUAUUACGAUACCAGAAUGUGCAGUUUGUCUUCAACCUUGUAUACAUCCAGCUAGAUUACCUUGCAAUCAUAUAUACUGCUAUUUGUGUGUAAAGGGCGUUGCUAAUCAUAAUAAAAGAUGUCCUAUGUGUCGUCAAGAAAUGCCAUCUGAUUUUGUUGAAAGACCGCAAUUAGUAGAAGUCGAUGAAGUACAAAAGGAAUUAGAACGACCCGAGGAAGAGUAUCAAUGGUUUUAUGAAGGCAGAAAUGGUUGGUGGAAAUAUGAUUCAAGGAUCAACAAGGAUUUGGAGACAGUGUAUAAACUAGGAUGGUGGCAAUAUGAUCAACGUACAAGUCUUGAAUUAGAAACUGCUUACAAACAAGGGAAGAGGACUUGUGAAUUAUUAAUUGCAGGGUUUUUAUAUAUUGCGGAUUUCGGUUCUAUGCAUCAAUUACGUAGGAAUGAUCCUUCCAGGAGAAGAAGAAUUAAACGGGAUUUGUAUAAUGUUCCAAAGAAAGGAGUUGCUGGUUUAAGAUUGAAUGCUCAAGAAGAAGAAAUGAUUAGAGAAAUAAGAGGUGCGGAAAGGCCAGCAAGUCCUGAGAGCGAUACUAUAAGUGGAGAUGGUACAAGUACUCCUAUACCUCCAAGUAAUACGCCACAAACACCAGCUGGUGGAACUGCAAGUGGAGAUGCUACACCACUAAAUGAUAGAAUAGAUCAAAGAUCAGAUUCUUUACAUCAGGUUCUAGAACAAAUGCGUUCAUUAGUAUUAAGAGAACAUUUAUCAUUUAAUAGUAAUAAUGACCUCGAAGAAACAGCAGAGGAUGAAUCAGUAUCUGAACAUUCUAUACUUCCUUGUUUACCUACAUCACAUGAAUUAGAUGAAGGUCAUUUGUAGAAAAUAGAAAUAUGAAUUUGAUCUUCUUACUUAUUUAUAAUAUAUCAAAUUAUCGAGAAAUAUAAUGCAACCAAAGAAAUAUGUUAUGGUUGAGAAUCACAAAUAUAAUAUUAAGAAAUAAAUAUUAUUCUGUGAUAUGCUACAGUGCGCAGAGCGUUCUUUAAUAUCAGUUUGGGAUUGAUAAGAAAAAUUUCUUAAAAUUUGAUUCAAGAAAAUAUUAAAAUUAUUGAUUAUAUAUAAUAUCGAGAUAUCGAUCAGCACUUGUAAAACAGUAUUGAUGAAAUCAUCUAAUGUAAUAUAUAACUUAAGUGUUCCUAGUAUUCUUUUAAUUACAUACAAAUGAAAUAUAAAAAAUAAUUUUGGAUUAUAUAAUGAAAUAAAUUAGGUACUUAAAGUUUCUCUGGAAAUAAAACAUUUAUUAUAUUUAUUAUUAAAUAUCAUUCAUUCCAGAAGAAAUAUUCAAAUGUAAUGAAAUACUUGAAGUAUUAAGAUUACUUUCAAGUUUGAUAUAAUAUAUUCUAAAAUAAAGUGUUCAUCUGUGCAACGAAAAUUAUAGUAUGAAUCUCAUUUAUUUUUACAGGAAAUGUUAUUGUAUUUAAUUAUGUACAUAGAUUUAUUGCGAGAAAAUACAUUAUGAUAUUUUGCAGAACAUAAAUGUAUAUCUCAAAUUUUAUAUUUUUAAACAAUUUGAUACCUUAUAUUUCUUAUAAAUAAAAUAUUAAUUAUUUUUUCGAAUGUUUAUAUAAUUUUUCUCAAAUAUAUAUUUAAUAUUUUAUGUUUAAAAAAUGAGAUAAAACUGUUUUGAUAUUUGAAGUUAGUACCAACUUUGACCAUAAAGGUAUGUAUAUAUCGAGAAAGAUAAGAUAGUUUGCAACCUUUCGUUCAAAGCAUGUGCAACUUCAAUGACAUUUAUGAGUAAAAUAUAGAAAUAAAGGUGCAGUGUCCCAAUGUGCCUAUUGUAUAAAUGUAUAAGCUGAUGUAAGUUAUACUUGUCUUGCAUAUAAUUGGCUUAAUGUAGAAUAUUAGUACUAGUAGCAUUAAUUCACACAUUUUGAUCUCUCAUAUUUAUACUCUUUGAUGGUAGCGUGCGUCUAUUUAUAUAUAUAUAUAUAAAUGCAUAAAGAAUAAUAAAUAUAAUUUGUAUAUAUAAUAAUAUAUGCAUUUACUACAAAAAAUAAAAUUUUGUCGAUUGUUUUGUCAACAAAUAAUACUUACUGAAUAUAUUCUUAUAUAUUAUAUAGUAUUUCUAUAAAAAUCCAAAUAUGAAUUCGUUUCAUACUAUUUAUAAAAUAGAAUUUCCAGCGCCAUUUUUUGGAAUUUGCCCUGUA
Molecule: messenger RNA, 2417 nt
Organism: Vespa velutina
Lineage: Eukaryota; Metazoa; Arthropoda; Insecta; Hymenoptera; Vespidae
Gene: Rnf146
Product: E3 ubiquitin-protein ligase RNF146
Exons: 5
Coding region: 124-1089 (321 amino acids)
Biological process (GO): ubiquitin-dependent protein catabolic process; Wnt signaling pathway
Cellular component (GO): cytoplasm; nucleus
Molecular function (GO): ubiquitin protein ligase activity; zinc ion binding; poly-ADP-D-ribose binding
Source: RefSeq, a predicted model, not a curated record